AUGUCAAACAGCAUCACCGUGAGCAUGGACGACACCUUGAGAGUUGUGUGCCCUGCUGCUGGAGUCGAAAAAAGAUAUCUGAAGAUUCACAAGGUCAGCGCCUUAUCAUACGAAUCUUGUCUUCUGGAGACACAAAGGACUCUGAUAGCUACUUGUGAUGGCAGCGAAGCAUCUCAGAAACCUACCAUCAUAGGAGUACGGCGUUUCAGCCCGCUUCCAUCGUCUAAAUCUAUACUAUUUGAGCCAGGCGAAACCUACUAUUGGAUCGCAACUUCAAGUGGAGAGAAGGAUGGAAUCAACCAAGCCCACCGUGGUAUGUGUGCUGCAGACAAUAUGCGCCUUGUCAUUCACGUCAGGGCGCAGUCAGAUCCGUCCAGCACAGAAUUUCGAACUACCACUGCGAGGAGUACUCGACAAGAAUUGGCAUUGUUACCAUCGGAAACUCCUGUUAACCCUAAAUUUUCUGCCAUAGCGCAUUCGCUAUCCUCAUAUCCACAACGGCGUGAACCAAAAGUUCCAGACGGUGUUACGCCUGAACAACUGCAGAAGGUGGCGGCGCUCGCUCAAAAAGGCGCAACUGGGACGUUCACUUUUGAUACACCAAUGGCACAAGAUCGCGAGAAAGAUGCUGCUUCUCGGGCGGAAAGCAUUUUGUGGGACACCGUUCCGCUUUUGGAAAACGUCCUAAGUGGGGCCUCUGACAAUUUGUUAUUGGGCUCCAAUCGAAUUGGCGAUGAGGAAGGAGGCGUUCAUCGUUCACGAGGAUAUAGGUGA
Messenger RNA from Ostertagia ostertagi, 774 nucleotides. The record is from the annotation of a GenBank genome assembly. NCBI's taxonomy places the organism in Eukaryota, Metazoa, Nematoda, Chromadorea, Rhabditida, Trichostrongylidae.